AUGAGGCGGAACAAGAGCUCCGUCAGUAAUGGAUCGAAACCGCAACCAACUCCCACUGGGGGUGCUCCCAAGGCAGAGCUGUCGCCAAAGCCGGAGCCGCAGCAGCCCGAGAAGUUGAAAGAGACUUCGAAUGCUGCAGGCCAGGCAGGAACUGGAAAAACGCUCUUUGACCGCGCAAACGAGUCCUUGCAUCAUUUGCACCGCCCGACAAAGGAGGAACUGCUUGCCGCAGCAACCGGGGCCUGGUCGAGGUUCAAGGUGCACUUCAAGUGGUUCUCCAUCAAAAGUGGGCGGAAAUUCAACAUGGACGACAUCAGCGCCUUCUUUUCUUGGAUCCUCCUAGGACACAUUGCGUGGGUCAUUGUUGGCACGACUACGUUCUUCUCCAUUUUGAUUUUCCUUGUCAACUCUGUUAUCGCGCAGGAAACCUUGGCUCGCUGGGUAGGAAACUAUCUGACCAAAUCGUCUGGCGUCAAAGUCGUCUUCGAGUCCGCCAUUGUCCCUAAGUGGGGUGAUGGUGUCAUAAGCUUUAAGAACGUCUUCGUCUCCAGAAGACCAGGACAAGGUCAGGCCAAGGUAAGCAAGGGAUCGCAGCAAGAAUCAGCGGCUGCCGCAGCUGCUGCCGCAGCGGCCCAUGACGCUCCAGAGUGGCAUGCCACCGACGAAGAAGAAGACACGAACUACACGCAAUUCGAUCUAUCUAUUGAUACGGUGAACGUGACGCUGUCAUUCACCAAGUGGUUCAACGGUAAAGGGUUGCUCCGCGAUGUCGAGAUCAAGGGUAUCCGUGGCGUCGUCGAUCGUAGAUCUCUCCAAGCUCCAGAGGAAUAUGUUGAUCCUAGGACCUACAAACACGAGCACAAUCCGGGCGACUUUGAACUCGACUCGUUCAAGAUGGAAGACUUGCUCGUCACCAUCUACCAGACCAACGGAUUCCGUCCAUUCCCGGUCAGCAUAUACUCUUGCGACCUCCCUCAAUUGAGGAAGCAAUGGUUAUUUUACGAUUUCUUGUCCGCCAAUAUGAUGUCUGGUUCAUUCGAUAACUCUCUUUUCACCAUUCAUCCUAAGCAGACGCACAACUAUGCAGCACUUCCACAGAGCGAGGCAGCAGACGAGGGCCCCACGCAAUGGAAGAAGCAUACCCGGAUAAGGAUCGACGGUCUCAACAUCGACCAUCUAAACCGUGGCGUGGAUGGCCCAUUUGGGUGGAUUCAUGAAGGAAAUCUUGACAUCGUGUCAGAUAUUAUGUUCCCAGCCGACAACGAUGAGAGCAUUGCAAAGGUGAUGUCCGAUUUCUACGACCGCGUCGAAGCCACCGUCACCUCCAACGGCACGCGCAGCGUUCUAGAGUUCCAAAAACCCAUCGACCCCACACCCAUGCCGCCGCGGACCGACUCGACAGGCGCCGAAGUCGUCACUGCCGAUGAAAAUGAAGACGACAAACGCUUCCUCGUCAUGGACAUCCGGGUGCAGCUGAACGACGUGCGAGCCGCAGUCCCAAUUUUUACCAAUGACAUCUCGUACGUGAACAACGCGCUGAUCCGACCCAUCGUGGCAUACAUCAACUCGAAGCGGACGUUCAUUCCCGUCAACUGCCGCGUCGUGAAGCGCGCCAGCGAGUUCGACGGCUCCUGGACCAUCUACGACAGCGGGCUCAUGGACGACCUUUCGCGCGAGAUGUACGAGGCUUUUGCCCGCGACAUCCACGACGACCACCAGACGCGUCGGCGCCGCUUCAAGAAAGUCGGCAUCUGGACGCUGCAGCUGGCGGCACAGGCGCUGUUCAUUGGGCUUGCGGGCAACAUCGCUUAA
Molecule: messenger RNA, 1812 nt
Organism: Aplosporella prunicola CBS 121167
Lineage: Eukaryota; Fungi; Ascomycota; Dothideomycetes; Botryosphaeriales; Aplosporellaceae
Exons: 1
Coding region: 1-1812 (603 amino acids)
Biological process (GO): mitochondrion inheritance
Cellular component (GO): mitochondrial inner membrane
Source: RefSeq, a predicted model, not a curated record